CUCUGUCUAUCCCCCUCCCCUUCUCCCUCUCUCAAUCUGCCCAUCUCCAUCCUCCUGUCCCCCCACCCCCGGGUCUCCGCAGCGCCCGGGUCCGGGGCCGGGCCCGGGGCCGGUGCGGCGGGACCACACCCCACAGCCGGCCGCCGCCGCAGCCUCUCUCGGGCGGACGGGGGCGGGCGGGCGGACGGACGGACGCUCUGACACGGACCGAGCCGCAGCGGCCGCCCGCAGGCAGAGGGGGAGCGGGGCGAGGCCGAUCCGAUCGGCGCGGCCGGCCGAGAGGAGCGGAGGACGAGGGCGGCCGAUCCAUGGGGAACGGCGCUACCGAGCCCAGCGCCGGCUGAGAGCGGCGGAGCGCAGCGGCCAUGGGCUGCAUCGGAUCCCGGACCAUCGCGGCAGAGAGCGUCCCAGUGAAGUGGAAAGGGUCGAAAGAUGUUGACACUGUCCACUUGGAGAGCACCAACACCCUCCAGUCCUCGAGUGAGCACACCCGGACCGAGGUGUCCUGGGACGGUAUAAACCUGUCGAUCGAAGACACGACCUCCAUCCUCCCAUCCCUCAAGCAGAACUCAAACGCCUACGGGAUCGGAGCUCUGGCCAAAUCCUCGCUCUCAGUUCGCCUGCAGACGGGCCUCUCGAAGUCGGUGAAGGACCGCAUCACGAAGCCGACCGCCAUGGGCUCGGGGCGCGUGGCACACAUGAUCGAGUGGCAGGGCUGGAGCAAGCAGCCGGCCGCCGGCAACAGUCUCCAUGCCGAGCCGCCGAUCGACGCGGACACCUACUCCGACCUCAGUGACGGGGAGAAGGAGGCGCGGUUCGCAGCAGGGGUGAUGAAGCAGUUUGCCAUCUCUGAGGCCACAUUGAUGGCCUGGUCCUCGAUGGACGGAGAGGAGAUCAGUAAUAUCUCCAGUCCCUGCGACGGCGGCCGGUCGGAAGGGAACCUGGACAAUGGCGAUCCUCAAGAUCGCCCUCUGCAUCUCUGCACAGACCCCUGGCCUCACCUGGUCACCCAAGGCCUCUACUGCCUCGGUUCCUCGGGUGUCUGGGAGCCCAGCGGCAGCCAUCCCUCCCUCCUGCCCUCCCCCUCGGCCCUGGCCGAGGCCCUGCCCCGCUCCUGGCCCCCGCAGCCGGACCUCAGCGCCUGCGUCUCCCCGGAGGGCGGCCAGAGCCCGGCCGAGGGCCUCCCGGACCGCGCCGGAGGGCCGGCGGCCCCCGAGGGAGAGACGGACGGGGGCCAGGGGGAGGAGGGGGGCGAGGGCGAGGUGCGGUGGAGGGAGGAGUGAGGGAAGCCAGGGAGGGGAAGGGCAGGAGAGUUUGGGGAGGGUGGAGGGUAACGAGGGCGGUUGAGGUUUGAGACCGGGGUAGGAGGAAGGGGUUGGGAUUGAGGGAGGCAGGGCGGAGGACUUCCCCCUCGUCGCCGGCCCCGGAGGUCGCCCGCCCCAGGAACGCCGCCACAGUUCGAGGGCUCCCCCACCCCACCGGCCGCCCAGGACAGCGGGGGGCGGCCGCCGUCGCCCGCCAAGAGUCUUCCGCCGUCCCGAACUGGCAGACGCCAGGACGGACUUGCCCGCAUGGUUCACCUGCCCAGUUGUUGCAUGGAUUCUCGUCGUCGUCCCAACCCCCCCUCCCCCCCCCCCCCGCCAGCCGGACGCGAGACUCGGGGGAUUUUUCUCUCCCCCCGCCCCCACCCCAUCUGGACUUCCAGACGCGGCCCGGGUGUUGUCCUUUCUUUUUUACGCACACUUCAACCGCAUGCAACCCCCGACCCACCCCAGACUCUCCCGGGGGCCUGUGCAUGGGAGGAUCCCAUGGGGAGCUGCCCCCCCCCUCCCCUCCCCUCCCCAGUGGUGGGGAGGAAGAGGGUUAGGGGUCAACUGUGUCCAGCAGGCUACAGGCGGUGUGCACCCACACACACACACACACACACACACACACACACACACACACACACACACACACCACUCAGAGGUACCAAAACACAAAGAAAAAGACCCCAUCGAGUCUGCUCGGCCAUUCAAUCGUGGCUCGUCCUGUUCUUUUUUUUUAAAAAAAUAUUCCCCUCCUCAGUCCCCGGUCCCCGUCACCUCUGAUGCCGCGUCCAGUCGGGAACCUGCCGAUCUCUUGCCUGGAAUGCAUCCAGCGGCCCGGCCUCCACGGCUGCCCCUGGCAACAAAUUCCCCCAACUCACCACCCCCUGGCGGAAGAGAGUUCUCCGCGUCUCUGUUUUAAAUGGACGCCCCCUGUGCCCUCGUGUCCUAGACUCCCCCACCACGGGAAACAACCUCUCCACAUCUGCUCUGUCUGGGCCUUUCAACAUUUGAAAGGUUUCAAUGAGAUCCCCACCUCAUCCUUCUGAAUUCCAGUGAGUACAGACCCAGAGCCAUCAAACGUUCCUCAUACGAUAACCCUUUCAUUCCCGGAAUCAUCCUUGUGAACCUCCUCUGGACCCUCUCCAAUGCCAGCACGUCUUAUCUAAGACGAGGGGCCCAAAACUGUUCACAACAGUCAAGGUGAGGCCUCACCAGUGCCUUAUAAGACCUCAACAUCACAUCCCUGCUCUGGUAUUCUAGAUCUCUUGAAAUGAAUGCUAACAUUGAAUUUGCCUUCCUCGCCACCAACUCGACCGGCAAGUUAACCUUCAGGGUGUUCUGGAUAAGGGCUCCCCAGUCCCUCUGCAUCUCCGAUUCCUGGAUUUUCUCCCCGUUUAGAAAAUAGUCCACACAUUUAUUUCUACUUCCAAAGUGCACGACCGUGCAUUUUCCAACACUGUAUUUCAUUUGCCACUUUCUUGCCCGUUCUCCCAAUCUGUCUAAGACUUUCUGUAUCCUACCCGUUUCCUCAACACGACCUGCCCCUCCACCAAUCCUCAUAUCAUCUGCAAACUUGACAAUAACCAUCUAUUCUAUCAUCUAAAUCAUUGAUACACAUUAUAAAAAGAAGUGGUCCCAACACCGACCCCUGUGGAACACCACCAGUCACUGGCAGCCAACCAGAAAAGGAUCCUUUUAUUCCCACUCGCUCCCUCCUACCAAUCAGCCAAUGCUCUAACUACGUACGUAACUUUCCUGUAAUACCAUGGGCUCUGAACUUGGUAAGCAGCCUCAUGUAUGGCACCUUAUCAAAGGCCUUCUGAAAGUCCAAAUAUACAACAUCCACUGCACCUCCUCUAUCUCUCCUACUUGUAAUCUCCUCAAAGAAUUUCAACAGGUUCGUCAGGCAGGAUUUUCCCUGAAGGAAACCAUGCUGACUUUGUCCUAUCUUGUCCUGUGUCACCAAGUAGUCCAUCACCUCUUCCUUAACAAUCGACUCGAACGUCUUCCCAGCCACUGAGGUCAGGCUAACUGGUCUAUAAUUUCCCUUCUGCUGCCUUCCUCCUUUCUUAAAGAGUGGAGGGGCAUUUGCAAUCUUCCAGUCCUCCGCUCACACAGACACAGACACACUCUCACAUGAUCUCACACACACACACACAGACGCUGACUGGACGCUGUCGAACAGCGAAGACGGGCAGGACGACUGGGAUGGACAGGGGUCUGCUGAUGUUGAGCAGGUCACGAAAAAAUCCGCCCAUGCCCGAGCGUCCGAAUAUUCUGAAAACUUUUCCCCCUCUGGGAGAGCCCCUGCAUGUCACCGGUGUGUACGUUCUACGUUAGUGUGUGUGUGUGUGUGUGUGUGCGCCUGUCUCUCUCUCUCUCUAUCUUCCGAUAUCUAUCUCCUCUUUGUCCCUCUCCCACUAUCCCUCUCUCGCUCCCAAUCUCGAUCUCCCUGUCUCCCCCUCUCUCGAUCUACCUAUCUCUCUCUCGUCUCACCAGCAUGUCGAAACGGGCGCACACUCCCGUCGCCCUCUCCCAAAAAACCUCCCCCCCCCGCACCACCACCGCCCCCGUGUCCCAGGAAUGCCGAAUUGUCUUGCAAAGAAAAAAAAUAACACCCACGGAGAGAGGCGAUCGGAUGAAAACAAAGGAAAAGACAAAAAAAAAGUUAUUUUUUCAAAGAUGCGUUUUCCAAAUUUCGCCGGAAACACCGCGCGUGUCCGUUGGGGAAUAAAGAAU
Mobula hypostoma (lesser devil ray) is the source of this 4049-nucleotide messenger RNA. RefSeq names its product protein FAM131B-like. The transcript is spliced from 7 exons. The record is from RefSeq and is a predicted model, not a curated record. Lineage: Eukaryota; Metazoa; Chordata; Chondrichthyes; Myliobatiformes; Myliobatidae. Bases 366 to 1283 code for a protein of 305 amino acids.